Hibiscus syriacus is the source of this 1902-nucleotide messenger RNA. RefSeq names its product molybdenum cofactor sulfurase-like. The coding region runs from base 140 to 1840 and encodes 566 amino acids. The record is from RefSeq and is a predicted model, not a curated record. The transcript has a single exon. NCBI's taxonomy places the organism in Eukaryota, Viridiplantae, Streptophyta, Magnoliopsida, Malvales, Malvaceae.
CCUUACCUCACAUGACCCUCAAACCAGACCUUCGAGACCGAUAAACUCGUCAGCGGCAUGUCGCCGUGACUUCGCCUCGAAAACUAGUUCAUCUAUUUUUCCCAACGCCCAAUUCAGCAACCAUGAAUCUCUUCCAUCUAUGCAUGAAUCCUUUGCUGAAUUCACCAAGGCUUACCCGCAGUACUCGGAUACCGGUCGAGUUGACCAAAUACGAGCUCAAGGGUAUUACCAUCUCUCCUUCUCCAACCAUACCUGCCUUGAUUAUCUAGGUACUGGCCUCUUCUCCUAUUCUCAGCUGCAAAAGCAAGAGUCCACGACAUGUCGGAUUGCAUCAUCUUCCUUCCCCGUGCCGCCGCAAUCGCCUCCUCCGGUCUUGGAUAUUCCUUUCUUUGGGGUGACUUACAAGAUGGGGAAUCUCAAGACACUAUUACUUCACGGGGGACCAACAUCGGAGAUGGAAUCUGCUAUCAGGACGAGGAUCAUGAGUUUUCUUAAUGUUUCGGAAAACGAGUACUCCAUGGUUUUCACAGCAAACAAGACAUCGGCUUUCAAACUCGUGGCGGAAUCGUAUCCCUUCCGGUCUAAUAGGAAGCUUUUAUCGGUCUAUGACUACGAGAGCGAAGCAAUUGAAGCCAUGGCAAAUAGCUCGGAGAAGAAAGGGGCUAGAGUUAUGUCUGCAGAAUUCUCAUGGCCCAGACUGAGGAUCCAAUCAUCAAAGCUGAGAAACAUGUUGGUGAGCAAGAAAAAUAAGAAGCAAAUGAAGAAAAGAAGCGGUCUUUUCGUUUUCCCACUUCAUUCCAGGAUGACUGGAGCCAGAUAUCCUUAUCUCUGGAUGACAAUAGCAGAGGAAAAUGGAUGGCAUGUGUUGAUUGAUGCUUGCGCAUUGGGUCCAAAAGACAUGGACAGCUUUGGCCUCUCACUCUUCCGUCCAGAUUUCCUCAUUUGCUCCUUCUACAAGGUUUUUGGAGAAAACCCUUCUGGAUUCGCUUGCCUCUUCGUCAAGAAUUCGACCAUUUCGAUAUUAGAAACUUCAACAACCUCAGGAAUUGUAGGUCUUAUCCCUGCCGAGAAGCUAUUCCAAGCAGUGACUGAAUCUCCAGGCACCGAUACCGAAGUCGAAAAUUUAUCUUCACAAUCCGGAAGAGUUGAGAAAGGGAAAACGACAUAUGAGAUUGAUCAUGCAGAAGUAGCAGAAAAACUGAAAGGGCUUGAAAUGAUUGAAGUUUCAGAAUCAGACAAGGCUAUUGAGAUAAUUGAAGAGGACAAUGUUAAACUAAAAGGGGAGAUCGAGUGUAGGGGCUUAGACCAGGUGGACUCAUUAGGACUGGUAACAAUCAGCAAUAGAGCAAGGUGCCUCAUCAACUGGCUUGUGAGUGCUCUGUUGAAACUCCAGCAUCCCAACACCAAAGGGACUCCCCUGGUUAGAAUAUACGGCCCAAAGGUGAAAUUCGAUCGAGGACCCGCGAUCGCGUUCAAUGUAUUCGAUUGGAAGGGAGAAAAAAUCGAACCGGUUCUCGUACAAAAACUAGCGGAUCGGAGCAAUAUCUCCCUCAGCUAUGGGCUCCUAUACCAUAUAUGGUUUGCAGAUAAGUAUCAAGAAGAGAAGGAAAAAGUGAUGGAGAGGAGAAGUAAUGAAACCAAUACUGCCAAUGGAAACAAGGGAAAAGACAAAAAUGAAAUGGGAAUAGCUGUGGUUACUGCUGCAUUGGGGUUCUUAGCCAAUUUUCAAGACAUAUAUAAGCUUUGGGCAUUCAUUGCUCAGUUUCUUGAUGCAGAUUUUGUGGAGAAGGAACGGUGGAGGUACACCAGUCUAAAUCAGAAAACCAUUGAAGUUCUCUAAUUUCAUUUCUUUCGGACAAUCAAGUUGAGGAAACAAUAGCCAAAGGUACAUUGUAUUCUUGU